Naegleria fowleri is the source of this 522-nucleotide messenger RNA. RefSeq lists its product as uncharacterized. NCBI's taxonomy places the organism in Eukaryota, Heterolobosea, Eutetramitea, Acrasida, Naegleriidae. The transcript has a single exon. The coding region runs from base 1 to 522 and encodes 173 amino acids. The record is from RefSeq and is a predicted model, not a curated record.
AUGAAACAACAAGCUUUUCUUACAUUGCCAACAAACAAUAAUGCCACCUAUUGUCAUGCAACAACCAUAACCACCAUCACCACUACUUCUACCUUCAAUGGUGCAGCAGCGAACACCUCUCAAAUGGUGGUUGCUAUCAUUCUUUCUUCUCACUUUCCCAUUCAUCAUUCAAACGAUAAAUCAUCGUUGGAUUCACAAGAAAUUACACCCGUCGAUCAAUCUUCUCUCCUUGAUUGCUCUUUGACACAACAUCCUCUCUCAAUAAGGAAAACAACCACAAUUACGGAAGAAUACCAAAAUAAGUUUCCCUUAGAUGUAAGCCAUGCCAGCGAAUCUCUCUUGAGAAGAAUGAAUUCAACAACGCAACAUCUUGGUGAGGGCAGUUCGGUCGUCAAUUCAUCAGAACAUCAUCAACAUAAAGAGGAUCAAGUAACCAACAAUAAUCUCAAAACCUUGGAUUCCUCAAAGCUAAUUCCGCUUAGAGAGAUUCCAAAGAAAUUGCAUUCAAUCCAACAUCCCUAA